AGAAGACGGUCGCCAUUUUGUAAGGGGUUUGAUCGUUGCUGUCCGCCAGGGAGCAGUGAAUAUAAAUCGAAGAGAUCCGUGUGUAUGUUUUACGUUGGCUUGAAAUCUAGUCAAACGUACGUAGUGUUACGUUUUCGUUUACCGAUGGUGAUCUAGCGGUGAUAAGAAAAAAAAAACAAACUCCGGGCGAUAGAUAACGUACGAGCGUAUCUCUACCGUGGGAAGAGACGAACGAGAAGCAAGCGUAGUGAGAGUUUAAACGUCGAAGGUGAGAGAUAGAGAGGCGCAAACCCGAGGCGCUCCCCGGAUUUCCAACUAUACGUAUCGUACCUAACAGGCGUGUGCAGAAAAACUCAUUGCUAACGACUACGAGAAGAAGGAAACCCACGGACAUGGAGAUGGAAAGACAGGCUGGUUUUCUGCUCGCUUUGCUAUUUUUAGCCAAUUUUCUGACGAUCGGAGCAGACAGCUCAGGCCGUAUCCAGUACAUCGGUUACUCAAACGCCCUUCUUAAUACCACGCCGUGGAAGAUCACGUGCUUGGGACUGACGUCGUCGGACGCUGUGGCAUGGACGCGAAACGGAGAGUCGAUACAACAAGAAAUCGAUGAAAAAGAGAUAACGCAAGAGGAUUCACCCACCAACUCAACCAUCAGCGCCAGUUUGGCCAAACUUAAACACGGUGGACAGUACAAGUGUACCAAGAACUCAACAUUCUCGCACACACUCACGGUGCAUAGUGAGGCAAACGGGGGUGCAUCAACGCAAACCACGCAGUUGGAUUCGAGUCUAACGUCGAAAGUUGCAUCGGCGUCGAAUCAAAAUGAGCUGAUUUACGCGUAUACUGAAAAAAAUCUCAUUUUACCGUGUAACUUAACUACGGUUACUACCGGUAGCAUUACGUGGACGCACAACAACGCAACGUUGAAAGAAACGGACACGCUGAAACUUUCCAAGGAUAGAACGCAGCUCAACAUCACCAAAGGACUCGAGGAUUACAUGGGAAAUUAUACCUGCAGUGCUGGUAGCGGGAUGCCAACGCGAUUUAUGAAAGUUGUCCCUUAUCCGAUAGUGAAAUUACCGUCUCUGGAUACGAACGUCGUCGAGGGUGAAAAGCUGCGUUUGACUUGCGAAGUGACGCCGGGUCUCGGUGCCGAAAUCGAGUGGAUCUUCGACAAUGUCACAUACACCAAGGGCACGGAACGCAUCAACAUAACAACCGAAGAAAAGUUGUCGACCCUAACCGUAUACGACAUCCGGCAGGAGGAUCGCGGCAACGUGACUUGCAAGGUUGUCUUUACCAGGACCGUAGACCAGUUCGCAUCCAGCUAUACGACCCUGCUCAGAGUCACGAACAAGUUUGCAGCCCUUUGGCCCUUCCUCGGUAUCUGCGCCGAGGUCAUCGUACUCUGUGCCAUCAUCCUCGUCUACGAGAAGAAGCGCAACAAGGCCGAACUCGAAGAGUCCGACACUGACCAGAGUCCAGACACCAAACCGACGCCGAACAAAGAUUCCGAAGUCAGGCAGCGAAAGUGAAUGAAAUUUUGAAUGGAAAAUAUUUCACAAAGAACAAAUGGAAGGGGAAGGAUAAUUAAGGGAUAACAAAUAAUAAGAACAAAAGAAAAGAUGCGCGAGGAUGAAUGUAAUCGAAAAUUGAUAAAUGAUGGAAACGAAGAAUUUAGUCGGUUGGAAAAGAGAGAGAGAAAAAAAUCAAUAAAUAAAAAUUACGAAAUACUACCGAAAGGAAAAAAGGCACGUGCAAGAAGAUGGGAUGAUUCGAGAAAUAAAGAAAAAUUUUACGAGAUGCCGGAAGAAAAAUCAGCAAAUCCUUACCAUUUGUUGUAUUUAUUUCAAGUUUUUUUUUUUUUUUCUUUGCAUCUUUUUUUUCUUUUCAAUUACUCAUAAAUUAUGGUAUCUCAUUUUACCUUUAUCGUCAUUCGUUACCGGUAUUGGUAUAUGCGUUAUUUCAUAUACGCUUUGAUAGCUCUUCACUUGUUAUUAUUAUACUGUAAAAUAUGUAUAACUUGAAAAAACUAAGAAAUUUUGUUUAUCUUGUUUGAAUCGCUUUGAAAUUCUGCAUAGCGAGAAGAAAUUUCAACCAAACGUUGGAAUUAAAAAGUGAUUCACAGCGAGUCUACAAAAAUGUUUAACGAGACGGUCGUUUUUUGAUCAUUUCGAAGUUAAAAAAAAAAAAAAAUAAAACAAAAAAAAAAAAAUUGGAACCGCGUGUAAAUUCUUCCUAAAAUUCCUCAAUUUUCGUAUCAUCUGCGUAUUAUAAUUUCGUACAUUGCUGUUUAAAAAUUAAUUACGUAUAAUCACUCUUUGAUGACCAAUCAAGUUUUUUAUAAAAAAGAAAAAAAAAAAAAUUAGACACGGCAAUCGGUAAUAUUUCAAAGAUAUUUUUAUCAUCGGGAUAAAUUUAAUUCUGUUGCGUAAUUGAAACGAAAUUACGAACCGUCGAGUAACGGAGGCCUGCAAACAUCAUCAGGGUCAUCAUCUCAGCGUUUCCCUAAUUCGGACAAAUCUUAUUUGAAAGAAGAAAACGAUAAGAACAACUUUUGAUCGUAUUUGCGGAAUUGGAAAAAAAAAAAAAGGAUUCAACGAAGAAGCAAAAAUGAUCCAAAUUACUAGCUACGUGUAUAAAUUAGAGAAAGAGGAAGAAGAGGAGGACAACUAAGCAGCAACGGGGGAAAGAAAUGUUUUUCACCGGAAAUUCCACGCUGUUGUUUUAUCGAUCCGCGCACCAUCGGAAGCGUCUCUUCGUAACAAAUCCAACUCGCCAUAUUUGACUUAAAAACCAAGUAGCCAAUAGUAAGAUCUGAGGACUCCUUUUAAAACCUUUUUUUUUUUUUUUAAAAGAUAUCCGCACCCGAAGCGACGGAACUGAGAAUAUGAACACAAUUUAAAUAGACGAUAACGAAUAAGUGAUGAAAUUAAGUAAAAUAAUAAUACGUAUAUUACUCAUACGCAUGCGCAUGUAUAAAUAUGUUCACGUAAAUACAUUCAAAUAAUGUGCAAAACACCACGUGUAACGUGUGUAAUAACGGAAAGAAAGAAAGAAAAAGAAAAAAAAUGAAACAAGCGUUUUACCCCGGUCCUUGUUUUUACAUGAAAUGUUUUAGUAACGAUGUUACAUUAUCCUUAACUACUCUGCGGAAUGUUUACAAAUUGGCAAACAAUCGGACUCAAAGUCCGCGUUGAAAAUUCGAUUGUAGUUCAUUUCAGGCUAAACGGCUAUUCUCUUUUGUCUACGGAUGAAAUUGUCUAAUUUGUCCGUAAAUAAUUUGUCACAGAUGAAAAAUAUUUCGCACGUGCAACGAAGGAUAAUCGUAACUAAAAUCGUUUCGAAACAUUCGUCGUGUCAUACGAAUGAAUAAUUAAUGAAAUCAAUGCUACACGAAAAGCUUAUUCAAACGUACGUAAGAAGAAAAAAUAGGUGAAAUAUUUCAGUCUUUUGCAAUGAAUCCGUAGUAUUUCUUUAAGAAUAAAAAAAGACGAUGAUUUUAAAAAGAAAUUUUUUUUUUUUUUUCUUUUCGAGAAAGGAGACGACGGCGCCAAAUUAUAAAAAAACCAGCGACGGUACUUACAACAGGCGAUAUGUAAUUAUAUCGAGAUUGUUGAUUAAUCGUUGAUUCGCAAAACGAGACCAGUGAUGAUUUUUUUUUUCUCGUACGAGAAAACACACACGUUACAUUAUAAAUACAAUAAAUUACUAUUAAAAUUAAAAUUACAAUUAUUAUUAUUAUUAGUUAUGAAAUAUCAUUAUAACAUUAUCAUUGUUAUAUUGUCAUUAUUAUUUUAAUUAAUAAUAUUAUUAUUGAUAUCGUUAUUGUUAAUGUUAUUAAAUUAACAGUUAUCAUUAUUAUUAUUACUAAAAUUACUACAUUAUUAAUAAUGAAUUAUUAUCGAUAAAAAUAUAUGAAUUAUAUUAUACAUAUAAUAUAUGCAUCUGUAGUACCGUAAAUUGCAUCGGGAGAAUCAGCCGUAAUUGAAUUGAAAAAUUUUAGAACCGAGAGUUUCGGCGAGGAAG
Molecule: messenger RNA, 4029 nt
Organism: Neodiprion fabricii
Lineage: Eukaryota; Metazoa; Arthropoda; Insecta; Hymenoptera; Diprionidae
Gene: Bsg
Product: neuroplastin
Exons: 5
Coding region: 393-1535 (380 amino acids)
Source: RefSeq, a predicted model, not a curated record